ACUUUUCCCGCCCCGGAGUGGUAGAUAGUUCCGGGCUCGGGAGAAAGCUGUCGUCUCCAGAGCGCAGCUACAGCAACCCUCUCGUCGCCUCCGCUGCUUUGGGUGUCAGUCACCAUGACGGACCGAUCCACCUUCGACACGAACGUGACCACCCUGACUCGGUUCGUGAUGGAGGAAGGCAGGAAAGCCCGGGGCACCGGGGAGCUCACGCAGCUCCUGAACUCGCUGUGCACGGCUGUCAAGGCCAUCUCCACCGCCGUGCGCAAGGCGGGCAUCGCUAACCUAUAUGGAAUUGCUGGUUCUACCAAUGUGACAGGAGACCAAGUCAAGAAACUGGAUGUCCUUUCCAAUGACAUGGUGAUCAACAUGCUGAAGUCAUCUUUCACAACUUGUGUGAUUGUCUCUGAAGAAAACAAAGAUGCCCUUAUAGUGGAAGAAGAUAAACAAGGCAAAUACAUAGUCUGCAUGGAUCCACUUGAUGGCUCAUCUAACAUUGACUGCCUUGUUUCUAUUGGGACCAUUUUUGCUAUCUACAGAAAGGUUUCUCCUGGUGCACCGUCUGAGAAGGAUGCUCUGCAACCUGGGCGCAACCUUGUGGCCUCUGGUUAUGCCCUCUAUGGCAGUGCCACCAUGCUUGUUCUUGCUCUCGAAUGUGGUGUCAACUGUUUCAUGCUUGAUCCGGCCAUUGGGGAAUUCAUUUUGGUCAACAGGGAUGUAAAAAUAAAGAAAAAGGGAAAUAUCUUCAGCCUCAACGAGGGAUAUGCUGCAUACUUUGACCCGGCUGUCACAGAAUAUCUCAAGAAUAAGAAAUUUCCACAGGAUGGUAGCGCUCCCUAUGGCAGCAGAUACAUAGGUUCCAUGGUUGCUGAUGUGCACCGUACCCUGGUGUAUGGAGGAAUCUUCCUAUAUCCAGCCAAUUCAAAAAGCCCCAAGGGAAAGUUGAGGCUCCUCUAUGAAUGCAACCCCAUGGCUUUUAUCAUCGAGAAGGCUGGAGGUCUUGCAACAACAGGCAAGGAGGCUGUCUUGGACAUAGUGCCUGAAAACAUUCACCAGCGUGUGCCUAUUGUCUUGGGGUCUCCAGACGAUGUGCAGGAAUACCUAGCCAUGGUCAAGAAGCAUUCAGCUAAAUGAGGAGAGGGCGGCUGCAUCUGUCAUCGGAAUGCCUUUCCACUGGACAAGACCAUAACUGUGCAAAACUACGGACUGAAGCAAAUUUAUAGAAUGGAAAAGAGCCUUUACUUCAUUAUGCAUAAAAAGCAAACUCAAUGCGUUUUGCUGUGCCAUUAAAAACAAAUCUAAAAAGCUA
Molecule: messenger RNA, 1306 nt
Organism: Podarcis raffonei (Aeolian wall lizard)
Lineage: Eukaryota; Metazoa; Chordata; Lepidosauria; Squamata; Lacertidae
Product: fructose-1,6-bisphosphatase 1-like
Exons: 7
Coding region: 115-1131 (338 amino acids)
Biological process (GO): sucrose biosynthetic process; fructose 1,6-bisphosphate metabolic process; gluconeogenesis
Cellular component (GO): cytoplasm; cytosol
Molecular function (GO): fructose 1,6-bisphosphate 1-phosphatase activity
Source: RefSeq, a predicted model, not a curated record